AUGCUUCAGAUUAAGGGUAUCCAUGCGAAUAAAAGCAUUGCGAAGGGCAUCGAGUGUUUAGCUCCUGAGCCCUCAAACAAAGAAUGCACAGUAGAAGAGUUGAGUAAGCUGGAUGUAUCAGAGCCUGAGCCUGAGCCUGAGCCUGAGCCUGAUCCCGAGCCUGGGCCUGAGCCUGAUUCAGAACCUGAGCCUGAUCCCGAGCCUGAGCCUGAUCCUGGGCCUGAGCCUGAGCCUGAGCCUGGUUCAGAACCUGACCCUGAUCCCGAGCCUGACCCUGACCCUGAUCCCGAGCCUGACCCUGAUCCCGAGCCUGACCCUGAUUCAGAACCUGAGCCUGAGCCUGAUUCAGAACCUGAACCUGAGCCUGAGCCUGAGCCUGAGCCUGAGCUUGAACCUGAACCUGAGCCUGAGCCUGAACCUGAGCCUGAGCCUGAGCCUGAGCCUGAGCCUGAGCCUGAGCCUGAGCCUGAGCCUGAUCCCGAGCCUGAGCCUGAGCCUGAGCCUGAGCCUGAGCCUGAGCCUGAGCCUGAGCCUGAGCCUGAGCCUGAUCCCGAGCCUGAGCCUGAGCCUGAUUCAGAACCUGAGCCUGAUCCCGAGCCUGAGCCUGAUCCUGAGCCUGAGCCUGAUCCCGAGCCUGAGCCUGAUUCAGAACCUGAGCCUGAUCCCGAGCCUGAGCCUGAUCCUGAGCCUGAGCCUGAUCCUGAUUCAGAACCUGAGCCUGAUCCCGAGCCUGAACCAUUUUGUUCAGUGGCAGAUGAGAUGUAA
Molecule: messenger RNA, 765 nt
Organism: Sungouiella intermedia
Lineage: Eukaryota; Fungi; Ascomycota; Pichiomycetes; Serinales; Metschnikowiaceae
Source: the annotation of a GenBank genome assembly